This is a messenger RNA of Rotaria sp. Silwood2, 1713 nucleotides long. Lineage: Eukaryota; Metazoa; Rotifera; Eurotatoria; Philodinida; Philodinidae. The record is from the annotation of a GenBank genome assembly.
AUGAUUUCAAAUCAAUUAACAACGACUAAAGUACUUACAAGCAACGAGUACAAUAAGUUCAAUGAUGAAAAAUUUAAAAUAGAAAAGUGUUCGAAUUUUUCAUCAAAUGAUACUCAACAAUUUUCUACUAUUCCAAAAAUUUUCUCAAUUAACACUAAUACUAAAUCUAAUAUCAAUAAUAUAUCAGUAUCAACACAAAUUGAUGAUGUAUCUCAAAUAAAUUCCAAUAAAUCAACAACAACACAUAUUUCAUGGAAUUUAUUUUCACAAUCAAAACCUUUUAAUAAACAACAAGAAAGGAAUAUUCUUAAUAAAUAUAAUUCAAAUUUAAUUUUAACAAAACAAAAUCUAUCCGAUGAAAUCUAUCAAUCAAAUUCAAAAUCUGAUUAUAUUGAUUGGACAAAUCCACAAAUAAAUACAUCAUCUAUAGAAACAACAACAAUUAAUAAUCAAUUAGAUGCUAUAAAUUUUCUUCAAGAAUAUUUAGAACAUGGAAAUAAUGAUGUUUUGAUUGAUUUACUUCAUGAAAUAGCACAAGAAAUAAAUAUUGAUCAACAUAAUAACCAAUAUAUAUAUUCAGCUAUAAAUAACAACCAUCUUCAUUUAGCACCAAUAUUUAAUUCAAAUCUUCAAUUAUCAAAUAAUAAAGAAAAAAAGAAUAAAAAAGAAAAAUCUACUGAUAAAGAAAAAAAGGAUUCCAAUGAAAAUAAACAUAAUGAAAUCAAAAGUAAAAAAACAAAAAAAAAUAAAGAUAAAACAAAACAAAUUGAAGAAACAACGACAACAACCACUGAUUCAGAUAAUGUUGUAGAUACACCAGCUUUACUCAAUCCAACACGCAUAAAUUUCAAUAAUCCAAAAUCACCAUCCUAUUCUCCAGUAGAAACAAUUGGAUAUCAAUCUUUUUCUAUACCUGUACCACAGUCAGGUGGACCAGCUGCAAAUGUUGCACAUCUUUCUCAAGUCCAACAACAGUUACAAACAAGUCCUCAAAAUUCAUUUGCAAAUAAAACUACACAUCCACAUAAUGGAUCUGUACAACAACAAUUGCAAUCAUUAUCACAAAUGGCACGUGAUGGUGAUGAAAUUUUGAUAACAUUAAGUGUUAAUGCAUUAACUCAAAAACAACAAAUAAAUAAUAAUAAUAAUAAUCAACAUUAUCAAGCAUUUAUUCAAAAUAAUAACCCUUAUUCUUCUUCACAAUCAUACAAUCAAAUGAUGCCGUCAUCAACAGGAAUUGUGAUGCCACGUAAUCUUGAAAUUGUUGCAAAAGGUUUUGCUCGAGUACAAAAUGAACAUCCACAACCUCCACCAUCGAAUAUGUAUUCACAACAACCACCACCCAUGAUUCAUUCAUAUAAUCAAUCGCCUUAUACAAUGGUUCAUCCACCUUUUGCACCUCGUCAUCCAAUGCCAUGUUAUUCAAGUAACGGUCCUCCGCAAGCACCUAUUGGACCACCUAUUCAACCUUAUAAUCUAUCUCAUAUCAAUACUAGCAAAUGUGAUUAUUUAUGUCAAUCAUCAUUAAAUCAACCAGAUUUUCGUGGACGACCAUCUCCUGGUGUAAUGAUAAAUCCAUAUAUUUCUAAUCUACCUCCAUCAAUGAAUUUCUCUGCUAAACAAUCUUCUAAACAUAAAACAAAAAAUAAAUCUAAUCAAAUACAUAAUAUAAAUUCCGAAAAUAUCAAUCGAACUUAUUCAUCAAUUUAUUAA